Messenger RNA from Protopterus annectens (West African lungfish), 1566 nucleotides. Its product is annotated as protein HEXIM1-like. NCBI's taxonomy places the organism in Eukaryota, Metazoa, Chordata, Ceratodontiformes, Protopteridae. Gene Ontology annotation, molecular function: cyclin-dependent protein serine/threonine kinase inhibitor activity; 7SK snRNA binding. Gene Ontology annotation, biological process: negative regulation of cyclin-dependent protein serine/threonine kinase activity; negative regulation of transcription by RNA polymerase II. Bases 640 to 1371 code for a protein of 243 amino acids. The record is from RefSeq and is a predicted model, not a curated record. The transcript has 4 exons. Gene Ontology annotation, cellular component: nucleoplasm; cytoplasm; nucleus.
ACCUUGCGCCUGCGCUAUCCUAGUUUUCCACCCGCAUCUGUUUAGAGUGUUUGCGCGUGCGUUAAACCUGAUUUGUUUUUGUGUUCGGUUUGCCUCUAUAUUCUUUCUGAAGGGCAGAGGAAGGCACUUCGUCGAUAGUUAUGGGCUUAUAGUAGUUUAAAUUUCAGGCGCUACUCAUUGCAUAUACCGGAAGAAGACAGACCAGUGCAACAUCUGGAAUGAAACUACUGAUUACCAGAGAGCCUGCAACCAGCUUCUCAGGAGUCACCUUGGAAUUAUUGUUGCUGUCUUGCUUUUGGUAAGAGAAGGAGAAGAGGACAUUGAUUUCUAGCUGCAGGCAGCUGCAAUGAGACAAGCACUGGCUGCAAACAGGCGGUAACCAAUAGGUGACUGCCAGGUGCCAGCCUAAGGAGUAUUUUCUCUCUUUCAAGACACUUCAGACUUAGCACAGAGCGCUGGAAGUUUCUCCAUAAGAAGGUUUCUACCAGUUUAUUCUUCUCGGAAUACUAACAUCUCACAGGGCUGAAUUGGUUUCUCCAAGUGGAUCUUUUAUAGGAGUAUAGAAUUCUACCAGAAAUAAUGUAUUGUACCAUUUGAGAACACAGACCACAGUUGUAGAAUCCGCAAAGUGUUAUUUGAAUGAGCGAGAAAGAAACCAUCAAGGAUUCUGAAAUGUCUAGCCCACAUGAUUCAUCUGGUGAUGUACCAUCUGCAACAGUUGAUAAGUGGCUGAGUUGUAACAGAAGACAUUUUCCAUUUCCUUUGGUUAAUGACCAAGAAGAAAAUUCCCAUCUUGUUCAAAACGAGAAUGUAGAUGUUGGAGAAGGAUUAGUAGAGAUAUAUGGGAAGAAGAAGCAUAGACGAAGGGCUUCCAGGAAAAAACGACGUUUUAGGCCAUACAUUGAGCUUACUUGGGAGGAGAGGAAGAGACUUGAUGAGCGAGCAAGAGCAAGAGCUGCAAGAAUACUCGAAGAAAAAAUGGCAAAAGGUCUUCCAGUUGCUCCGUACAACAGUAAUGAGUUUCUGAUGGAAGAGCAUGAUCUGGCAAGGCCAGACUUAAAGAUUGACUUAAACCCUAAGCGGUCUCUUAGUCAAGUGGAUUACACAAGUGGGGAGGGGGAAGACACAGAGAGUGAUAGCAUAAGUGGGGAUGAAAGUGGGUUCCUUCAAAAGGACUUUUAUGAGACUUAUGAGAGACUGCAUGCUGAAGGCCUUGAGAAUAUGAGCAAAGAAGAGUUGAUUAGGGAGUACUUGGAAAUGGAGAAGUACUUACACCAGUUACAAGAGGAAAACAGAAAUCUGAGACGCCAGCUGAAGAUGCAAACACAGCCAGAGCCUGCAGUUACAGAAAAAGUAGAUGAGGAGGAAUAGGCCAAGACCACUGGAAUGUGAGUAGCAUCAGAUAUUUAUUUCUUUUUAACUCUGUAAAAGGCAGCAGAAGAAAUACGGGCUUGGGAAACUGCAAGCUGUUAACAGAAUAUAGAAGUAUGUUGUAUUGGAGCACUUCUGUUUACUGCUUCGUUUUUCUUUUUUGUCUCUGUGAAUAAAUUUAAAACCUCUAUUACA